This is a messenger RNA of Paralichthys olivaceus (Japanese flounder), 3284 nucleotides long. It is a transcript of the gene fam110c, whose product is annotated as family with sequence similarity 110 member C. NCBI's taxonomy places the organism in Eukaryota, Metazoa, Chordata, Actinopteri, Pleuronectiformes, Paralichthyidae. The record is from RefSeq and is a predicted model, not a curated record.
AUCCACAUUUCCUUCAGGGCAGGAGAGGGAAGCACAAGGCAGCAGUGUCAGCUUCCAUUGCUCUCACUUGUGAUAGUGUCAGGUGUACUUUGAGCAGACUUGUGUUUGGCCUGGCCUUGCACAGGAUGGGUGGGGUAAUGUGGUGUGUGUUUGCACAGACAAGGUGAAAUCAGUUAUGAUACAUGCUCGGGCAAGGAGCGGGCUUGAAUGGAAUCUUUUUUUCCUUCCUCCAACGCUCGAGAGGCUGCACACUGAGGGAUUAUUGAAAAUGUCUGAGUUAAAUGUCGCAAUGGAGGCCACCAGUGAGACCACAAAAAUCCUGGAGAAGGGUCCCGAGUACCUUCGAAAGCAAAUGGAGCUGGAGGGGGAGACCAAAGGACGCAUGAGCGCAGUGGAGAGGUUGGCUGCGACCAAACCCAAGUAUGUGAAGAGCCAGCAGGUGGUCAACUCCAUCCAGGAGCCUGCGAUCAGUCUGGGGUCAGCUUCAGUGAGCAGCACGGGGUCUUCAAACCGCAGCUCGAACCGUGGAGGGAAUGUUCUAGCAGGAGGUGGUGUUGUGAAAAGCUGCUCACCGGGACAGGUAAGGCGCACCAGCUCCAAAAAGCGCCCGGACUCUCUGCUGCUCUACAGGCAGAAAUGUGAGCUCCUGGGAGGUGCAGCAAAAGACAGGAAACACCGUAUGACACGUAAACUACUGGUGAACAACACUGUGAAUAAAAAUGCCCCGUUACUUAAUGAGCGUGAGUCUGAGGGGGAUAAGGAAUCAGGCACCGCCACACCUGAGGAGAGCGGCGCGCCCGGAGAGCAGCAGUGGAGGAGGCGGGUCGAGUCUGGGACAAAGGUGACAGCUGCUCUGCUCGCAGUCCCCGAGUUUGAGAGGAGGUCCGGCAGGAGUGUGGGUCGCUCCCACUCGGACAUCAGCUCCAGGUACUCCAAGAACUUCGCGGACUUCGACGCUUUCUUCAAGUACUGCGGGCUGGAUGGCGAGAUCGUCGAGUCCCUGGGGCGGGAGAACUUCUCUGCGCGCUCGGACGAGAUCUCUAAAAACAUCCGCAGCGUGAGCGUGUCCACGUCGGAAGGAGGCUUCUCCAGGAGCAGCGGGGACAGCGACGGGCUGCUGCAGGAGGAGCUGCACGUCAACAUGCGGCAGGGGACGUCGGUUAUCGAGCGCAACGCACGGAUUAUCAAGUGGCUGUACAGCUGCAAAAACGCCAAAGAGACUGGGAAGAAGUUACGAGACCUUAACUGAGAUGUUUUCUUCUUCCUGCAGUGACAUAUGCUUGUCAGCCUUCGAGUGUAUAUAAAAACACACAUUACAAACACACCAUACAUAGACUAUGCAUCAACCUUAACGUGUGAAAAGUGUUAAAUGUGCAUGUUUGGACCUGCACAAUGACUGACAGACAUUUGAAGCCAGUGAAGAGAUGUCAUUCUUGGGUAUUGGAUGCGGAGAACGGUGACUUUUCUUUUGGUCUGUGUGUGUGUGUGUGUGUGUUUGUGGGUUGCAUGAAAGCACACAGAUACUAACUAGUCAAUCUUUAUCUUGUAAAUGUUUGUUUUCUUGUUCUUUAGAUUGUAAACCAGGUGCAUUCUUCUCGGUCAGAGAGUGAUUUCAGUGUCAAAGGUCAAGACUUUCUGCCAUAGUGGGGGCGAUAUGGUCAAAAAUGAUACCAAGAAUUCAUAUCAGGCAACAUAGUUAGCACAAUAACUAUCGUAUUUCUUUAAAGUUUGAAUUCUGCUCAUGAGUAGCGGUUGUGGAUUCAAACUCUUCUUCAUGAGCAGAGGAUAACAAACAUGAUGAACAGCAAAACAUUACACACAUCUGAGGUAGAUCAAUAAUGUGUUAUAUCUCAUUACUGUGUUCACACAAUGCUUAAACAUUAUAUAUUUAUUUAAUGGGCUUUUAUUAUGUUGCUAUUGAUGAAAAUUAUAUUGCAAUGAUUAUCUCUAAGAUGUUAUUGCCCAGCCAUACUUUUUGCAUAUGUAUACAAAUCCAGGAUAGUUCACAGAUUUCAGUUUCAGCAAUAAAGAUUAGCUACAUACCAAUUAUUGGAACUGACCCAGUUCUGUUUUUUUUUAUUUGAAUACUGAUUUGUUAACACAUACAUUACAACCAAUGGUUGAUAAAUUCCGUGAGAGCAAAUGUUUAGUUGCCAGGUUGGGAAACAAUGCUGAAUAAAUUGAUAAGAUUGAGAUUGAGAUUGAGAUCAGAUACAUGCUUAUCACUCUCACAAUGGGAUUUUUCACAUUACGACUAUCCACAAAACAUUAGGCCUUAUACCUGAUCUGUGAAGAAUUACUUUUGUUACUUAUUAUUUUUGUUAUUUGUUUCAAUUUAUAAACUCUUGAUAAAUCCAACUUAAAAUGGGUGACUUUAGCAAUCAUAAAGGAUAAUAGCUUAGAGUUCAUGUUACGCCACACAGUUUUAUAUUAGAAAUGUCAAUAAGGCAGCUGUGCUCCUUACAUGUUAUAGUGGCCAAGUGUUUCUGAUCAACAUUUCAUUUCAUUGGACCAGAAGGAUUGUAAGAUGUUGUUAUUUUCCAGCCACUGAAUCAGUUGUUUCGUGGAUCCUGUGUGAGAGGAGAGCAAUGUUCCUUAUAAUCUGAGGGUUUAUGUCCACUGACCCAUUUAACUCUAUCUCCACUUUAGCCCGAUCUCUGCCGGUUUCAUCUCCUCACCACAGUCUGUCUGUUUCUGCCUUUUGGCCAACUUUGUUUAACUGAUCAAAGCUCAGAGGGUGUACGAGUGGGGAGAAAAAAAAGCAAAGGCCAGUCUAAUGAUGAUUUCUUGUUUUAAAAAAUUACCACUCACACUGUUUCUCUCUCACACAUGGAGAAAACAAAGAGCACUCAGCUGUGCUAGGGUUGUAAACACACCUUUCACUUCCCCAUAAGCCUGAAGGACUAUUUUACUUCAAGACAAGUCACGUCUUGUCUUAUCCACUCUUUUCCAGAACUCCAGGUGACUUCUUAUUCAGUCUCAUGAUUCAGUUACAAAUAUGUUCUCAUUUGUAUAUCAAUAUGAUUAGUGACUGAAAAUAUACACUGCUUGCAUUGCUGUUGGCUUAUAUGUUCUUUUAUCAGGAUUUUAAUGCAAACAUGUUACUCUGCUCUCAGACAAAUUUACAUUGACUGAAAUAACAGCAACAACUGUAUUAUACUUUACCCAAAGCAGCAUAACAGCAAAUUUGUGUGAUCUUGUUUUAUAUUGAAGUAUUAUCAAGUUUGUCAAACUUUUCUUAUCAUUGCAUAACGGUUUUCAAGAAAACAAUGUUGGAUAGAUGA